AUGUUUGAUCCAAGAACUGAACUUUCUAACACAAAUGACAGUUAUGACCGUUGGGGGGAUAUUAAUCACAGUGCCAGAGCCCGAAAAACUGCUCCAAACUAUGAGAAUUAUGGGAAUUGGAAUGGUGGUGGGGUUAAUCUUAGGCCUCAGAAUAUGGCUGAUGAGUCUGGUGUUUGUUCACCACCUUUGUGGAACACUAGUCCACCUAGAAGCCCGGUCCAUCAGCGGCCUCACCACAACAAUUAUCGGUAUCUCUCUCCUGCAUCAAGAACUCAAGCAAUUGCCAGAGGCCAGUGGGAGCUUAUGGAGAUGGUCAAGAAAAUGCCAGAGUCAAGUUAUGAGCUCACUUUGAGAGAUCUUGUUGUGCAGCCUAGAGCAGAACCUCAAGAAGACUGUUUGGUUCAAAAGAAAAUUUUUGGUGAUGAAGUUGGAGUGAAGGAUCGUGACAUACACGGAAGAAUAUAUCUGAAUGAGCAGGGGAUAAAUGCGCAGUACAGUGGGCCAUCAAAAGAUGCUUUUGCAUAUGUUAAAUGGUUGAAAGAAGACCAUAGGUUUUCUGGGAUAUUGUUCCAAGUUUCUGUUGCUUCGAAGGGGCAUGCAUUUCCAAGAUUGAAGCUACGAUAUAAGCCCUCACUGGUACAGUUGGAAGGAGGGAUUUCACAUCUUCCUUUGCUUGACCCGUCAAUGCGAGCCACACCUCUCACCCCAUCUCAAUGGAGGAAUAGAUUGGAAUCAGUAAAUAAGUUGGACAAUGCAUCAGAUCUCACCACAAAGAGUGUUCUACUUGAUGUGAGAAACGGUUAUGAAUGGGAUGUUGGCCACUUUCGUGGGGCUCAACGGCCUGAUGUGGGAUGCUUUCGAAGCACUUCAUUUGGACUGUCCAAAUCAGAGGUCAUUGCUUCAGAUCCUUUAGCUGGUGUUGACAAAGAGAGAACGGAUAUAUUGAUGUACUGUACUGGAGGUAUCCGUUGCGAUGUAUAUUCAGCAAUCCUUAGGUAG
Molecule: messenger RNA, 999 nt
Organism: Ilex paraguariensis (yerba mate)
Lineage: Eukaryota; Viridiplantae; Streptophyta; Magnoliopsida; Aquifoliales; Aquifoliaceae
Source: the annotation of a GenBank genome assembly